Molecule: messenger RNA, 729 nt
Organism: Delphinapterus leucas (beluga whale)
Lineage: Eukaryota; Metazoa; Chordata; Mammalia; Artiodactyla; Monodontidae
Source: RefSeq, a predicted model, not a curated record
AUGAAUACAGUGAAUGUGGGAAAUCUUAUACUUCUCACCCUGGCCUCUAUUAUCUUUAGAGAGAUCACACAGGAGAAAGGCCUUAUAAGUGUAGAGAGUGUGGGAAAUCUUUUACCAGUAGGAGGAACCUUCGUUAUCAUCAGGGAGUUCAUACAGAGUGCAGUGAAUGUGGGAAAUCUUUUCCAUCUAGGUCCGGCCUCUUAUCAUCAGAGAGUUCACACAGGAUUGAGGCCAUAUGAGUGUAGUGUGUAUGGGAAGUCUUUUUCCAAGAGCUCUGUGAUUACUGAACAUCAGAGAGUUCACACUGGACAUAGGCCUUAUCAGCGCCGUGAAUGUGGGAAGUCUUUUUUCUCUGGUUUCAACAUCAAUAAUCAUCAGAGAGUUCACACAGCAGAAAGGCCUUAUGGGUGCAGUGAAUGUGGGAAAUGUUUUCCCUGUAAUUCUAUCCUUCAUGAACAUCAGAGAAUUCACACAAGCAAAAGGCCUUAUGAGCACACGGAAUGUAGGCAGUCCUUUAGAGCAAAUUCUUCUCUCCUUGAACACUGUAGAGGUCACACUGCAGAGAAGCCUUAUAAAUGCAGUGAAUGUGGGAAAUCUUUUUCAUCUAGGUCUGGUUUCCGUUAUCAUCAGAGAGUUCACACAGGAUCAGGGCCAUAUGAGGCUAGUGAAUGCGGGAAAUCUUUUCCCCAGAGCUCUGUACUCCUUCAACAUCCGUGUUCACAGAGCUGA